AUGUCGACAGUCACGAGAACACUAGGCUACAUCCGCCGGAUUGGCCUCAAGGAGUACUGGCAUCAGCUUAACUAUAUUGGUGACACGAAGGCUGGUACACUCAUCGGCACCGACAAAUUCGGUAACAAAUUCUACGAGAAUAUGGAGGAGGAGCUGCCUCUACGGACAAGAUGGGUGGACUACAAGAAGCACGAUUUCGACCCCGCACAAAUCGAGCCUUUAUGGCACAUGUGGAUCUCAUACGGAAUCGACACGCCUCCGACACAGGAUCCGCUCUCGAAGACUGCUCGAUCAUGGGCAAAGCCAUAUCACAUUCCGAACUAUACCCAGUCCCGAGGCGCAUACAAGCCUUACAGCACUACACAGCCGAAGGUCAAGACGUGGCAACCAGUGGCCGCUGCGAGGCAAUGA
Messenger RNA from Phaeoacremonium minimum UCRPA7, 411 nucleotides. Its product is annotated as putative nadh-ubiquinone oxidoreductase subunit protein. Gene Ontology annotation, biological process: mitochondrial respiratory chain complex I assembly; response to oxidative stress. The record is from RefSeq and is a predicted model, not a curated record. NCBI's taxonomy places the organism in Eukaryota, Fungi, Ascomycota, Sordariomycetes, Togniniales, Togniniaceae. The transcript is spliced from 7 exons. Gene Ontology annotation, cellular component: membrane. The coding region runs from base 1 to 411 and encodes 136 amino acids.